CACACUCUGGCAUUGUUGUUUUUACGAGCCAAAAUUUUGUGUUGUGAUUCUUUUUGCCAAAGAAAUAGCUAAACAACCGAAACCGCGCAGCGGAUUACCACCCCGCAACCAGCAGAGAGAGAGAGAGGGGCAAAGGUCAGAGGUCAGCGUACAGAGCAAAAGCAAGGCGCGUAUAAAGCUGGAAGCCAAAGCGGACUGCGCAACUACUGGUCAUUAAUUGGAUUAGCGUCCAAACCAAGCCAAAACAGUGACCACAAAGAAAACCGGGAGCACAAGCCAUUGAGGUCUGGCCCAACAACGUGACCAACGCAACCAGGUGCCACCACCCACACCCACACCCACCCAAGGCCAGCCCAAGGACAGGACCACAAUUACAUUUGGCAGUCAGGAGGCUACAGCCAGCGCCAGCAGAAGGUGGAAUCAGUGGAAUCGAAAUCGGGAGCAGGAUCAGCCCCAGCGACUCUGGCUUGGUUAUGCCCAACGCCAGUUCUGGUACGCUGGACGGGAUCGGGAUCGGGAACGGGAAUUGCUGGCGAUCGACACACUGAGGCUGACCCACGGCCCGCGUCGAAGGCAACUGGCGCUGGCCAUGUCCCUGCUGGCCUACGCAGAGGAUCGCGAUCCCGGGGAGUCCAGCGAUACAGAAGCGGAGCCGGAUGCACUGGUCGACUUCACGGCCAUGCUGAGGCAGCGGCAGCGGGAGUACGGCGGAUGGUUUGGCUGCGGCAGCAAGAUGCAGGCGGAGCAGUCCGAUCAGGGCUACUACCUGGAACAGUAUGUGCUCGGGGUGCUGGACUUCAGUUCGCAGUACGGCAUCGACUACAGCAUCUCGUAUACGGCGGCCAACGUGAUUGGGCGGCCCACCAAGUUCCCCGCCUACGGCGACUACCCGGAGACCUUUCCCAUGCGCACCUACGGUGACUGGUGGCAGCGGGCUCCGUCGGCCACCCGGGAGAUUCAGGCCCAGAAUCUGCCAAAGCUGACCACGCACGACUACAUUGUCGUGUACUUUGAGGAGUUUGUGGUGCCGACGGAAGUGGCCAUCUUUGAGACCUUCAAUCCGGGCUCCGUGGUGCGCAUCUGGGCUUACGGCCUGACCAAGCACUGGACAUGUUUGUGGGAGGCCACGGAAAGCGACUUAGCCCGCCCGGCGUUGGAUUCGCGUCGCUUUGCUCCGGCCCUCAAGAAGACCACGAUGAUAACAAAGACGCUGCGCAUCGACUUCAACCACAGCCGACUCAACUACUACACGGAGAUCGAUGCCAUAAUGCUGUGCGGUCGCACCGUCUCCAAAACGCAAAGCCUUCUCGGCAAGCAGCAAAAGCGGAUGCAGCAGCAGACGCAGAGGCAGGUGCUCGCAUCCCCGCCAGCGGAGGCUUCCGAUCCACCUGCAACCGAUGGCAGUGGCGGACCCAUUAGCUACAAGCUGCGCACCCUGAAGUUCCAGCCCAAUUGCCACGAGGAUGGGGCCACCAAGCUGCACGACUUCAUCAACAACGACCUGAGCCAGUUCCUGAUGGACAACAGCGUGAAGGGAGGCGGCGACUUGGGGCCGCCGCAUCCGCUGCCGCCACCGCCGCCACCACAAGUCUGCCUCACGGAUCUGCCCUUCGAGAUCCUACUGCGCAUACUCAGUUACCUGGACUUGAAGUCUCUGUUUCGCGUGGGCCAGGUGUCGCGCACCUUCUACGACAUCUCCACGCAUCCGCUGCUCUACGCCGAGCUCAGCCUGAAGCCCUACUGGCAUGUGGCCAGCUCCGAGCUGCUGUGCACGCUGGCCCGCCGGGCCACCAUGUUGCGCAAGUUGGAUCUCUCCUGGUGUGGCGGCCUUGGCAACGUUUCGCCCACCGAGUUUAAGAAGUUCCUGACCCAACGCGGCGAUAAUCUCACCCACCUGCGACUUAACUCCUGCAAGUUUCUCAAUGCCAGCUGCAUUGAAAACGUGGGCAUAGUCUGUGAUAACCUGAUAGAGUUGAGCCUGCGCAACUGCGCCACUGAUCCGCCGCUGCUGAACUUCUCCUGUCUUGCCAAUCUCAAGAAUCUGGAGCGUCUCGAUCUCUUCCAAACAGCCUUUGAAACGGAACUUUUGCUCAGCAUGCUCGAGGGCAACCGCAAACUGAAACACCUCAAUCUUGCGUUUUGUGGUGUCUCCGUGAACAUGGACAAUGUGGCCGCCCACUUGGCCACCUACAAUACGCAGUUGAUCUCUUUGGACCUGUGGAAGGCGCACUUUUUGUCGGCCAGAGGACUACAAUCGCUGGCGCGCCUGCAUCAGUUGGAGGAACUCGAUUUGGGCUGGUGCCUGAGGGAAGCGUCGCUCGGAGACGGCCUGUUCCAGCUGCUGACCAACUGCCCCAAGCUGAAGAAGCUCUUCUUGUCGGCGGUGCGGGGAACCACCGAACGCGAUCUCAUGCAUAUUGCCGCCCUGGGCAAGAAUCUGGAGCAACUGGACCUCAUGGGCAUUCUGAACAUCACGCACGAACGUGCUUAUGACAUUCUGGUCCACUGUCCCAAACUUCAAUUGCUCGACCUGAGUUUCUGCGAUAAUAUUAUGGAUCGGGAUUUCGAUUUGCUGGCGGAAUGGUCGCGUCAGUUCAACGUGGACAUAAAGAGCAGCCGACGUUACUAGCCCAGAAUUUGGGGAAUCUGGAAUUGGGCGAUGCAGUCCUAGUAGCUAUUAUUUAUGGUUCCAUGAUAAGUGUACUUUUAGAUUCUAUAUAUGUGUGUCACUCUCUCUCUCUGUUUAUAGUAAAAUGUUAUAUAUCUACUGUUAUAAAUAUAAAACAUUUGAUAUUAAACGAUUUAAAAGAUCAUUUAAAACACUUCAUUU
Messenger RNA from Drosophila gunungcola (fruit fly), 2830 nucleotides. RefSeq names its product F-box/LRR-repeat protein 4 (gene Fbxl4). Bases 590 to 2629 code for a protein of 679 amino acids. Gene Ontology annotation, cellular component: SCF ubiquitin ligase complex. NCBI's taxonomy places the organism in Eukaryota, Metazoa, Arthropoda, Insecta, Diptera, Drosophilidae. The transcript has 10 exons. Gene Ontology annotation, molecular function: protein binding. Gene Ontology annotation, biological process: SCF-dependent proteasomal ubiquitin-dependent protein catabolic process. The record is from RefSeq and is a predicted model, not a curated record.